AUGAAAUCACAACAAAGAAUUCGUUUUGUCAAAGUUUUUCCCAAUGCCUAUACGGAAGCAGAAAAAGAUCAAAAACUGGUCCACUUGAAGUCUACAAAUCAGCCAUCAGGUACCGCGGUAACUGAAAAAGAAACAAAGGAUCAUGUGCAUUCAGGAGUUUCUGGUAAUAGUCAAACAUCCAAAGCCGGAACGUUGAGACGAAGAAGAAGAUCAAAGCCUUUGUUUCAUGAUGAAUCCAAUCAACAACAGCUUCAAGAGAGCACAACUUUACUUCCGAAUAUUCCUCCAAACAAGUCAUUCAUUUCCAACAAACCAGUUCGGAAUUACAAGACUUCUUCUUCCCAUCAUAACAAGAAGAGAAAUGUACCCAAAACCAAUCACGAACAAGAUCAUACAGACGCUAACGACCAUCCAACAACCGAUCCUACAAUUUCUAAUUUGAAAAACACGAAUACAACAACUCAUGAUUUGUUGAAUCAUCACUUGAAAAAUUCUGAAACAAGCAACAACGCCUUUAUUUAA
This is a messenger RNA of Naegleria lovaniensis, 522 nucleotides long. RefSeq lists its product as uncharacterized. Lineage: Eukaryota; Heterolobosea; Eutetramitea; Acrasida; Naegleriidae. The record is from RefSeq and is a predicted model, not a curated record. Bases 1 to 522 code for a protein of 173 amino acids. The transcript has a single exon.